Molecule: messenger RNA, 12806 nt
Organism: Porites lobata
Lineage: Eukaryota; Metazoa; Cnidaria; Anthozoa; Scleractinia; Poritidae
Source: the annotation of a GenBank genome assembly
CAGAAUCUUUGUGCCAGUCAGCCUUGCCUGAACAACGGAACGUGCUACAUGGGAUAUACCGAGAAGAACUACGUUUGCGCUUGCACAGCUGGUUUCAAAGGUGAAAACUGCGAACAAGGUACUCUCAUCCCAUUGUUGUCACCUCUAUUAAGCGGCCAUCAGGCACUUGACCGACUAUUUUUUGUAAGUUUGGCUUUAUUUCAAGAAUAUGAUAAAGGAAAACAGUCCAAGAUAGAAGUUGACGACCGAUUGUGGACCAGUAAUGCUGGCCCCGUCGCGUGUUUUUUUUUUUUUUUUUUUUUUUUAAAUAAGGUAAUAUUUUUGCUAAAGAUUAUGCUAAUUUAUGACGAGGUUAUAUGACCAACUUCUAAGUCACACGUCUUUCAGAUUGCAUUAAAGUGAUAAGGAUUCGAAAUGCUGUCGCUGCAUUUAUGUUUUCCAGUUUACAGCAGUUGUGCUGAGGUCUAUGAAGCCGGUUUGCGAACCAGUGGUGUCUACACUAUCGACCCUGAUGAUGCUGGAGCCUUUGAUGUUUAUUGUGACCAAACAACUGCCGGUGGGGGAUGGACUGUGGUCCAAAAGAGACUGGACGGCUCGGUAGAUUUCUAUCGCGGCUGGGACGACUACAAACGAGGCUUUGGAAAUCUGAAUGGUGAAUUUUGGCUCGGACUAGAAAAGAUUCACCGACUGACAAAAGAACAAAGAAGGCUUCGGGUAGACCUGAAAGACUUCGAAAACCAAACAGCUUACGCUGAGUACGACUCCUUCGGUGUUGGUGAUGAACAGAGCAAGUACAAGCUGGGACGUCUUGGACAAUACGCUGGUAAGCAUAAUACUACACAGGAGCCUGUAAUGGGCUCUUGUACUACAUUAAUGAUGAAAACCAUAAAAGGGGUAACGUUUACGUUACUAUUUGAGAGGUCCCAGUUAUUCAAAAUUUAAAAACUUAGAAAUUUAGAAAACUGGCAACUGUUGUUCGGUAUUCCUGUACCCGAUCUUUAACUCAGACGUUUCUUGGUUUCACCGAUCUACUCUGUUUCAGCGAUUGCAUUGUUUUAACGCGAUUCUUAGUGUUGGAAGAAUAGUUUGUUCAUGGUAGCUUGCUAUAAACACGCGUGAUUAUUCCAAAUCGCUUUGUUUGACAAAUAUAGGCGAAUUUCAGGGUCGUAACGAGUUAUAUGGGAUCAGGGAUAAAAGGCAAAAAAUGGGGUGGGAUCAGGGAUUCGACAGGGAUCACAGACCCGAGAUCUGGGAUCCUUAGUCGUGGGAUCUGAAUCAGUAGUGCUGCGAGGUGAUCAGGGAUAGUUUUCCGACAAAAAAAAAUGAUUUAAUGGGAAGGACCUGCCCUCGUUUAAAAACUCAGUUGUAUUAUGGGUGUAAGAAUUUGUUCCGGUACUUAAGUGUACGUAAUACGACUUUUUUUUAAUAGUACAUUGCUGACUCUCGGCUUAUAGUUGCCUGGCUAUUGACUCAUUUUUUUGUAACACUAUACCUUACAUAGACUGAAAUACCGAAUUGGUCUGGGUUUUUUGACUGCCAAAUAAGGACUUAAGAAAAAAUUCAUACAAUGGACAUUACCUUUUGACAAUGAUUUCUCUCUGCACCCUGAAGAAUUAUUUUAUACAUGCCCUUUCUUCGACAAUGAAAGAUGAAGUUUUUUGUGACUGACGACGACCCAAACAAACAAACGAGAAACGAAACUUCGUGGAGUGUGUCGUAGCAGGUUAGAUUAGGGACUAUUUUACGGGUCGGCAAAACAAGAAAACCACGGAAAACCAAAGGUGACGGUUAACGGUGAUUUAAUUCCAAAUUCCAAAGACCGAAAUCUAUAGACCAAAGAUUGACCGUAAACUGAAAUAACAAUACAAAAAUCUCUGUCAAUUUGCCGAAAAGGCGAUACUGAGGCAAAUAACGCGUAAUCAACAAACAAAAGCGUGAAAACCGUAAUAAAACGAUUCUAUAAUGAUUAGGUCGAUAGCAAGACGGUAAAAUCUACUUAAAGGCUACAUAGACUGAAAUUAAACAAUAAUUCCAUAAAUCUGAUCUUAAUCCUUGUACUAUAAAGCAAAAGUGUGGGCGUUGCUCUAACAGGCGUUCAAAUCCGCUUUUCGCUCAUGAAACAAUUAUAAAUCAAUUAAGCUUAAAUCUGUAUACUUGUACAGUAACGUUCGUGUACUUUUGCCCACUUACUAAAGAACGAAACUAAACAAUAAUAUAUAGAUUUAGCCAGGGCUAAAAGCGAGGCUCCCAUUAGUAAAUUUAUAAUUUAAAUUAAACAAUAAACUUGUAUUCGAAUUCCAUUAGAGAAAAAUAAUUUGCAAACAGCCCAAGAGUGAACCAAAUCUUACAUCGAGUUGAUAGCCUCAUAUGUACACUCAAAAACUGGUAAUCAUCUUUUAUCACAUUUAAGAGCCGUAAUGGCUAUUGAUCACCGUAGAUCAAUUAGGCUUAGAAAAAAAACCAGGCCAACGUUUUGGCGUUCGACAAGUUUAGUUUGCAAAAUCUUGCCAGCAAAUCUGGGUGCGUGUAAACCAACCUUUUAUACCAUGGACAGAAAGCAGUAUUUCACAAUACAAAUUGCUCUCAUUCAAUAUUCAUAAACUGUUAAAAAAAUUUUCCAAAAUCACCUAUACGGCCAUCCGGUUCCCACUUUUGUAGUGCGAGCUGUAGCGAGUGUUUGAAUGAACAUUAACAGAGUUACGCUCCAAGAUAAUAAAGAAUUUAUCAUGUUUAUUUUUUAUUUGAUGGUUUAACGCGCGGCAUUUUGAGAACUCCUGCAAGCGAUGUUCACUGAACGACUGAAAGCAAUCGGCAUAGCGAUUAAAAUUGCAAGAGAGACUACUAACAAUCAAUAAAAGAAAUAUAAUUCGGUGAAACAUAAACAGAGACAACAAUUUUCAUUCAGGAAGACAAGUAUUAAAGUGUCCCUAAAUAUCCUGAAUCUUCAAGCUUCAAGCUUAAGUUUGCUGAAGUUUAUGUUUUAAGCCAGCUUCCCGGUGUUUAUUUUUUCAAAGACGAACUCGAGGCAAGAAAAUCGCUCAAAGCUUUCUUUUCCGGCUGGAAUUAUAACUAAAGAUUCUUUGGAACAUUUUCUUUCUAUUUGCGGUGAGAAACUGUCUAAAGGCUUUUUAAAGUUUUGUAAGAUUAUAUCAAACCAGAUACUCGGUGAGAUCGUUGUCUCAAAUCUUACAAACGCGCAUAAACUAAAUUCCCGCAUAAACUACGCUCCACUUCAUUAAAUUAGAUACAAAAAACAAACAUGAAAUACAAUAAUUUCUCUGGCUUACCAUUCGAGAUGCAGCUCCUGAAAGUUAUCAGGUAAAGCCAGUAUCGCUUCAGACUUUGCAAUCCUCUUACGCAUCAAGCAAGGUGAAAACGAAAACGAUGCCAUCCGAAAUCGGAUUUCCGACUUUGACAAGCGACGUUUUCUCAACCAAAAACCCAAUAAACAAACUAGCCAUGAGUAACAGAAGACUCCUGAUAGCAGCUGAAUUUCAUUUUGUACAUCCAGUGGAAAAAGACAGUUAAAAACAUCACAAGUUGACACAAAACUCUGUCAGCUUCAGCUGUUAAAGUAAACAAGAUUCAAGAUGCUGCAUAAAUUUUGCGCAUGAACUCACCUGUCAAAUUUUGACCAAUCAGAGCAUAAAAAUUGGACGUAGAGCGUGACCAACGCGUGACCAUUGUGAGAAAAAACAAAAGCAACUGUCUUCCCUGCCUGUAACAGCUGGCUGAAUUUUCACGUCCGAGGUCAGUUUGCAAUCAAAAUUUUAAUUGUGCAGCACAUAAACACAACAUAUUUCAUAUGAAUUAAGAAAAAAUUGAACUUGAGCCUGCGAUCACUUGAAAACUAGUUUACUUGUCAGCGGAUAACUUCAAAAAAUACUUGACCUCGACGGGUCGACACCUGAGCCCGCGAUACGGUCAAGUGAUACUGGUCAGCGGGUACUCUGUUUUGACAGCUGUCAAUUGAUCAAAACAUUGAUGUCCAAUAUGUGUGCACUAUCAGUUUUCCUGUGCUCCCAAACUAGUAAAAGUAUGAGAUUGAACGUUGUUCGCGAUCUAGUAAAACAGUUAACUGGUCAGCGGACAGCUUCCAAAUAAAUCACGUCACCUCGAUGAGUUGACACAUGAGCCCGCGAUAUGGUCAUGGGAUACUGGUCAGUGGCUAUCCUGUUUGGACAGCUGUCAAUUGACCAUAUUGUUAAUGUCCUAUAUUAAAGAUGUGGACUUGCCAAGACACGCCUGGGACACCCCUCCCUUCCUUUUGAUAGUCUCCCCUACCCCACCCAUACAAUCUGUAGACGCGUACGUACGUACGUACGUACGUACGUACGUACGUACGCUCGGUCAAUCACGUGACAACCAAACGAAAAGAGGUUGACCAUAUUCCAUGGGUAUGGGGCUCUGUCCCACGCGCGCUUCGCGCGCGCGGGAGCCCCGCUAUAACAAAAGAAAUCACUUACAUAUCGGUCCCGCUUGUAGCAAAGGUUAAGACAAAUCACAAAACGAUGUCACGAAGCAUGGCUCCCCAGAAAUAAUCAUAUUAUUUCACUAAAUCAACUAAAUAAUCAACUUAACGUCUGCUGGCUGAAAGACACCUGGUGGAGCAAGAAAAACUUUUACUUCAUCGUUAGCAGCUGGUUCGGGGUCAAAGGACUUGGAGAAUCUGGGUCUGAAAUCUGGGUUACUGUCAAGGGUCGGCUGUUAACAAUCGCUUCUGUUUCACACGUCAGAGUCCUAAGAGACUCGUCGUCUAAUUGUCGCCCAUUAUUGUUUAACAGCGAUGAGAGAACGCUCCGAACGGUUCUUCAGAUUUGGCGUUCCCACACACCUCCCAUGUGACUCGCUGCUGGGACAUUCAUUUUGAAGGAAAACCAAUCGCACUGCUCUUCUAAUAGCUUUGCUUUAAUUCUUUCUUGGUCCAUUUCACCUAACGCUUCUGCAAGUUCUUUAAGAGCUCCUACAAAGUUGGUUCCCUGGUCACUUCUUAGCUGGCGGAUGGGUCCUCGCGGACUGAUAAAUCGUCUAAGGGCGUUGAUAUAUGAAUCUGUGUCGAGGGAGUUAGAUGUUCCGAGGUGUAUAGCCCUCGAAGCCAUACAAGUGAACAAAACACCAUAACGCUUCAGCUCCUUCCGGCCAUCUUUAACGAUAAAGGGACCAAAAUAGUCGACGGCGCAGUAGGUAAAGGGAGGGGCAGUCUAUAACCGGUCUUCUGACAUUCUUUGUUCUUGAACUGCUCCACGUAGUUUCUUGCACUUGACACAGGACGAGAUAAUGCUACUGACUACAACUGAACCACUUAUUAUCCAAAAUCCAUUCGAUCGUACUUCAUUGAGCGUCAUGGUCUUGCCUUGGUGACUUGUACGUGCAUGAAAAUACCUGACAAUGUGCGUGGUAACGUGGCUAUUUCUUGGUAGUAUGAUAAGGAACUUCAUGUCAUCUGACAGACUUGCACGUCUGAGACGUCCACCGACUCGCAAAAUUCCAUCAUCAUCAACAAAAGGAUCGAGCCUGUACAGUGACCCGUAAGUCUUUAUGUUAGAUUUCCUCUGUUGCGCCCAGGCUCUACUGUUAGGGUCCGGAUUCUUCCGCUUUAUCUGCUUCAAGACGUCUAACUCUUCCUUGAAUGCGCUUGUCUGUACUGCACGAAUGAUAGCGCGUUCUGCGCUCUCUAACUCAGUGACUUUUACUUCUCGUGUCAAUUCGUCUUUACAAUGCUUCUUCUGUACUCGCGCUCUUAAACUUCUUACGUAACGUGUAAACAGAGCAAUUGCUCGUUUCUCGCGAUACCAGUCAGAGAAAUACCUCACUCUCUCACACAGGCUUGUUUUCUCUGAAUCGAUUUGUGUGGUCGCCAUGGUAACAUGUUUCUUGACUUCGGGGUCGUUAUUCUGGAGAUCAAAGGUACCUUCACUGUGAUCCUGGUUUAUUGGCCACUGGUCUUCAGUCUUCCAAAGAAAGACAGGUCCGUUGAUCCAACGAGAAUGUAACAACUCUUGAGACUUUACACCUCGCGAAGCCUCAUCUGCAGGGUUCUGUUUUGAUUCGACGUGGUUCCACUGUUCAACUGAAGUGCUAUUUUGAAUUUCUUGAACUCUGUUAGCCACGAAUACAUGAAAUCGCCUACUUUCAUUGCUUAUGUAUCCAAGGACCACUUUGCUAUCUGUCCAAAAGUACUCUUGGUCAAUGUAAUAACUCAAUUCCCGACGCAACUGCUGGCUAAUCCUCACAGAGCAAACAGCGGUGGUGAGUUCCAGUCUCGUUACGGUUACAGGUUUCAAGGGAGCAACUCUCGAUUUUCCCAUGACUAAGGUGCAGUGAAUCCUUUGCUGCUCAUCAAUCAUUCUCAAAUAACUACACUGACCGUAACCUUUUACGCUUGUAUCUGAGAAGUGGUGGAGUUCAGUGCGCACAACAGAACCAAAGUUUUCGGGCUUGUAACAUCUCGAAAUUGAAAUUUGCUGCAAAUUUAACAGGUCUGCUCUCCACUUCUCCCACUUGAUCUUUACAUCGUCAGGUAUCGGGUCAUCCCAACUUACAUCAAGGCGGCAUAACUCCUGAAGUAUUGACUUCCCGUCUAACAAAAGCGGAGCAACGAAGCCAAGUGGGUCAAAAAUCGAACUUAUCGUAGGAAUUAUUCCUCUCCUAGUGCGCGGUUUGUUCUGUAAGACGAUGUUAAACUAAAAGCAGUCAGACUCAAUACACCACUGCACACCAAGAGCACGUUCCGGAAGCGAAUCGAGGUCCAAAUCGAGCUCUUUAACGCCAUCUGCUUUAUCUGAUUCUGGUAUUCUUCUGAUGACGUCUUUACUAUUCGACACGAAUUUAUGAAGGUUGAAACCUCCACUCCUGCACACUUGCUUCACAUCUGAAAUGAACGUUACAGCUUCAUCGAUUGAGGGAACAGACUUGAGACCGUCAUCAACGUAGAAGUCAUUUCGAAGACAAUCUGCGGCAGCAACAUCAAAUUCACUUUCAUAGUCAUUGGCGAUGAAGUGGCUCCAAACAAAUGAACGGCCGUUCUAUAUUUUUCUGGUUCUCUAGUGACGUCACCGUCCCCCCACCAGAGGAAUCGAAGUAAAUCUCUGUGGCUUUCGUCUACUCUGACUUGGUGAAACAUGGCUUCUAUGUCGCACAUAAAGGCGAUGGAUUCUUCUCGAAAGCGGCAUAGUACCCCGGUCAAAUUGUUUGUCAAGUCAGGGCCUUGAAGCAGGUGAUUGUUUAAAGAUUCGCCCCAAUGUUCCGCCGCGCAAUCAAAAACUACGCGAAUUUUAUUUGGUUCCUUUGGAUGGUAGACGCCGUGGUGAGGGAUAUACCAGACAUUGUUCCUUUCUGACUUGUGCAUGUUUGGUACCUUCUCUGCAUAGCCAUUUUCAAUGAUAUUUUUCAUAAAGUUCACAUAGUCCUCUCUAUAUUUCUGUCCCUUUGGAGCUUGAAAUCUUCGUUUCAGCUGAUUAAGUGGGCGGAGAGCUGUCUCUCUAUUAUCAGGCAGUUCGAUGCGCUCGGUUUUCAAUGGCAACGGAAGUUCGUAAUGGCCGUCUUCGCACUGAUGAAUUCCCUGCUCGACUAGCUAUUUCCAGAAAUCGUCUGUCCUCUUAAGACAAACCAUGCCUUCCGCUGUUUUUGUGAUCUGAGAAAUCUAGUUCGAACACCUGAUUGAUCGCAUAUGGAUUUAUCAACUCCUUUGUUUUUCCUUUAAGCGCGAAACUCAAUCGGCUCUCACGAUCUCCGGGAACUCUCUCUCUCGCUAGGGUGCGAUGGCAUGUGGAAUUCAGGGCGCGGUCUUCCAAAGAGCUGUCUGAGGUCGCGACAGGUCCCACGAUAGACCAUCCUAACAAAGUGCGAACCGCAUAAGGAUCUUCACUCGUGCCAUGUACAACCUCCUUUGGUUUGAUUGCCUUGGGACAGUUACAACCAACCAACAAGCCAAUUUCUGCGUCCUUUACGUAGGGCGGGAUCUUAUAGCGUAUUUUCUGAAGGUGCGGCUACUCAUCCGCAACUUCCGGUGUCGGGAUUUGAUCUCGUCUGGAUGGAAUGCUUUCUCUGGUGUACGCUUUAGGUAGCUCAACUUGGACACGUCCGUCAAGUCUUCCAACACUUCCCGACCAAGCAUGGUACUAAGGUUCAAACUGGUCUGAACACCCUCUAUGCCGAGUUUCUCUUUCACUUGGGUGGUAACGAAGGUCGUGUCACUUGCAUCGUCUAGGAGUGCGUACACCUUUAUUUGCUUUUCAGGAUUAGCCUUGUGAAACAGAUCGACCAAGACUAUUCGACAAUUGGUGAUCAAGCUUUCGUUGUCCGGGACUGAGCUGUGUGCCGCGCUAAUCGCGUUUGAAUUUGAUGAUUCGGGAGCUGGCUUGCUUUCACUCCUGGCUUCCCUUUGAGGCUCUUUCUUCUUCGGUUGAAGAACGCUCAAUUUUGCUUUCGUGUCUGGCUGUGGGUUGCUGGAUUUGAGUUUUACUCCAUGGAGGAGUGUGUGAUGGCGCCUUCCGCAUUCUUCACAAGUGAAUCUGUCAAGACAACCCGCUGACAUGUGACCCCUUUUAAAGCAGCCGUAACAAAGUCCCUUUUCACGAAUGACAUCACUGCGCUGGUCUACUGACUUCUUCAAGAAACUGCUGCAUUUAACGAGUGAGUGCUGGCCUUCGCAGAGAGUACAGGGCUGGUACGAGUUCUCACUGGCGAUUUUUGAUUCUAUGGGCAAGCCUCCGGUCGCAAGGGACGUUCCGCUAGCUCCGUCAACGCCUUUGCUCUUUGGUCUAAUUUUCCGUCCGAACCUCGGUUGGUUUACUGUCACCGUCUUAUUUCUUUCUUUCUUUAGCGCGUCUACUGAGAAAAUAGGGUCGUUCGCUAGUUCUGCUUCUUCCUUAACGAAUUUUACAAAGUCACUAAAGGUGAUAAUCUUCUUUGUUUUCGUUUGUGCUUCAUGGGCGUGCCUACGCCACUUAAUGCCAGAAUAGGAAGGAAGCUUAGCACUGAUCUGAAGGAGUGUUUGUGUUGGGUCAAGAUCUCCCAUAGACUUCAUUGUUUUCAUCGCUUCUUCACAUCGCACAAGAAAGUCAGAGAACUCUUGGACACCACUAUUAUUUCCGUCACUGAUCUUCGGCCAUUUUCUGAGGCUAGACUUAUACGCUUCUGCCACAUUCACUGGAUUUCCAAAGCGGUGGUCAAGCAAUCUCCGGGCUUCUUUGUAAGCGCUGUCCGAGCUCAUAGCUAGAUAUCCUUUCACAACUUCGUUCGCCGUAUCCUUAGUGUACUUGUCUAGGAAGAAGAGACGAUCUCUGUCCAAGGGCACAUUAGCAUGAUGGAGUCAAAGGCAGUUAUAAACGCUGGAUACUCGAAUGGAUCUCCAGAAAAGAUAGGCGGCUCUUUUGCUGGAAGGUGGGUAGUCUUCUGCUGACUUAUUAUCAUCGAACUUAACUCUGCUUGUUUUGCUUGAAUUUUACUAUUUCGCGCAUGGCAGCGCUGAUAUCUGGACUAACGUACGGCGAGGAUGAGAAAAACGGUUCUGAUCGCAGAAUCUCGAGAGACUCUGGUAAGUUACUUGGGAGGAACGUUCGGGUCCAUAGGAAAAUCUCUCUCAUUCUUAAUCAACCUUUCGGCACCCGUGCCUGGUUUGAGAUCUUGUCUCACGCUUUUCUUUUCUUCCUUAGUUUGUCUUCAUCUAUUAUUCUUUUAAUUGCAUCCUCUUCGGCAUUCGCAAUCGCUAUUUCCUUUUCAAGAUGUAAGCGCCUUAUUUCUCUUUCUUUAUGGAAAAGUUCCAUUUCGGCUCGUAACUUCACUGCUUUAGCGACUGCAUCGACUAAGGCAAGAGAAAUUCGAUGAGACGAGGAAGAUCGAGAAGACCUGACAGACGACUUCCUACUGUGCCUGGACUUCUCGGAUGGAGGUCGAGUGGAUAUUUUUUCCAGUGCCUGAAUGCGCUCGCAGAUUCUUAUCCUACAUUCAGUUAACUCUCGAUCACGGAUAUCGAACUAUUGGUAGGAGGCGUCUUUUUCUUCUGACGAUUCCAACAAAUCAUCGUACGCCUUUUGCGCGUCAUUAAACUCAUCUUUCAAAAGCGAUCUAAAUAAUCCCUCUCUAAGGCUAAUUGUUCAAUUGUUGUCUCAGGUAAGUCACGCAUUAUAUUGAUCUUCUCUAUCUGCCUUUUCAGUUUCGCAAGCGCACAAUCACGGUUAGCUUGUUUAAUCCCUAAUUGGUAAGCUUUUCCUUUUUCCGUCAUUUUUCUUGUGCGAGGAGCUUCAGUUUUCGAAAUGGAAGAUGUGACGCUUGUUACGCUCUUUGACGCCGGAUGUGUUUGUUUUGGCGCAUUAUCUCGGGUAGGUGUCGGCGUAUGGUAACGAAGGUAUGCGACGCUAAAGACACUCAUAAGGCCAUCAAAUAAAGUUUCAAAAGUUCAAGCAAUGUUCAACAAAUGUUCAUAGCCAUCGGCAAACAAUUAAAGACUGUCGGUAUUUUACUGUGGCUGGCGACGACCAAAACAAACAAACAAACGAGAAACGAAACUUCGAGAGGUGUGUCGCAGCAGGUUACAUUAGGGACUAUUUUACGGGUCGGCAAAACAAGAAAACCACGGAAAACCAAAGGUGACGGUUAACGGCGAUUUAAUUCCAAAUUCCAACGACAAAAAAUCUAUGGACCAAAGAUUGACCGUAAACUGAAAUAACAAUACAAAAAUCUCUAUCAAUUUGGCGAAAAGGCGAUACCGAGACAAAUAACGCGUAAUCAACAAGCAAAAGCUUGAAAACGGUAAUAAAGCGAUUCUUUAAUGAUUAGGUCGAUAACAAGACGGUAAAAUCUACUUAAAGGCUACAUAGACUGAAACUAAGCAAUAAUUCCAUAAAUCUGAUCUUAAUCCUUGUACUAUAAAGCAAAAUUGUGGGCGUUGCUCCAACAGAGGUUCAAUUCCGCUUUUAUUUUCGCUCAUGAAACAAUUAUAAAUCAAUUAAGCUUAAAUCUGUAUACUUGUACAGUAACAUUCGUGUACUUUUACCCACUGACUAAAGAACGAAACUAAACAAUAUAACAAAAGAAAUCACUUACAUAUCGGUCUCGCUUGUAGCAAAGGUUAAGACAAAUCACAAAACGAUGUCACGACGCGAUUCCUUCUUGACUUUUCCUGCCCAAAAGGACGCUAACGCGCGCUUUUAUACCCGCGUGGGGACGCCGAAAUAUCUCAUUACAAAACUAACAGAAAAUCAGGUAAACAUUGUAACUACGCUAGUAACUAGGAUCAAAACAUGAAAAUCACGAAAUCAAUGAAAGGUAUUGUUCUUAUGUCUUGUCCUUUACAUUUUUCAAUGGACAAAACCCUGUUAUCACAGCAGUUGUUAUUGCACUUGGCACUGUAAACUACUAUUGUACUUUUGUGCUGACCAUGCUCAAAAGACCAUAUAUGGUCUCUUGCAAGCCUUCAGCAGCUCCCGAUUCUAAGCUUCUGAUCAACGCAAAUUACUUUUAAAUAUCAAGUGGCAAGUGUCGGGAGAAGACGGCAAAUAACGAAGCCUGUUCUUAUUAUGCUAGGGAGAAAGUGUGCGAAACAAUCUUAACCAACUUAAAAAGCUUCAGGCGAAAGAAUCGUCGAUCCUGGCUCUGUAAAAUAAAGUAGUUUCUUAGCUCGUUGUUCGACAGGCCAGUGGCCUUUAUCUUUGCCCAAAGAGAACUCAAUCUGAUCUCGUUUUGCUACUUAAAACUUGAUCAAAAUUUUCAAAAAGUCUUGCCUUUUGCAGGUACCUUUCUUGAAUACCUUGCCCAGCUUACUCCAUCCGCAGUGAGUUGGUAAACUGCUUACAAUUAUGUCAUGGGGUAACUCAACCGAAUAUAAUCGAAACUGAUCUACAUCAGUAAGAGGAUUAAGUGAGAUGGUGAGGUGUACAACUAGACGUCAUGUGGCUGAAAAGAGUUGGUCAACUGGUGCUAACAAAGCGACGACUGAGAAAAAGCUAGCUAUUGCAAACCCCAUUUAUUCUGAGUCGAUCAGCCAAUCUUACUUAUUUCUUUUUGUGUGAAUAAAAUUUUGUUGAAUGGAAUUGAUCUCGUUUUGAAAGGAACAAGGCAAAAAACAAAAAGUGCUUGGUUUGUUACGGAAGCGUGACGGAUAUAAGAAACUUCCCGUUUCCGUCGAGUUUACAAAAUACGGACACACGUUAUUUCGUCCUGUGAAACGCUAUAUAUGUGAGCCGUCUAAAGUGCAACUAUUAUGAUAGAAAUGACGAUGACUAAUGGAACUGGCUGGAGUAAAAUUUUGCGUUUUAUUCAGGUUAUAUCCGGAGGAACUGUGUAGACUAGAAAGUUUCACCUGUUUACCUUUACUUACAAGGAAAAAUUACGCCAAGUCAAUGUUCAGAUAAAAUAACUAAAGAUUAAAGAGUGUGAUAAGUAGACUGUAACAUAGUUGAGGUUAAAUGCCCUAUUUUUAACGGUAAAAAUGCCCGUUGUACUUAUUUGGAGUGCUGCUACUCUCUCACAUUCCCUCCGAAAUGUCUAAAGAAAGGUUAUUUAGGACCACUAAUAAAAAUUUAUGGUAAGAAAUGAGGUUUUUGUUUAUUUUUUUAGGAACUGCCGGUGACUCUCUUGCAUGGCAUCAUAAUAUGUCAUUCUCCACCAAUGAUCAAGACGGGAGCUGUGCCGUUUUAUAUGAGGGAGCCUGGUGGUACAAUAAAUGUCAUGACUCCAACUUAAAUGGUCGCUAUCUUAAUGGGAGUCACUCCUCUUACGCCAACGGUGUAAACUGGUAUCACUGGAAAGGCCAUUAUUACUCCGCCAAACGCGCUGAAAUGAAAAUCAAACCAGUAGAAGCCUAA